Glycine soja is the source of this 1594-nucleotide messenger RNA. RefSeq names its product DNA-(apurinic or apyrimidinic site) lyase-like. The record is from RefSeq and is a predicted model, not a curated record. The coding region runs from base 123 to 1190 and encodes 355 amino acids. Gene Ontology annotation, biological process: base-excision repair. The transcript is spliced from 9 exons. Gene Ontology annotation, molecular function: double-stranded DNA 3'-5' DNA exonuclease activity; phosphoric diester hydrolase activity; DNA-(apurinic or apyrimidinic site) endonuclease activity. Lineage: Eukaryota; Viridiplantae; Streptophyta; Magnoliopsida; Fabales; Fabaceae. Gene Ontology annotation, cellular component: nucleus.
UGAUGUGAGUGCGAGAAGAAGGCAACAGUAUGAGUGUUUUGGGGAAGGAUCAAACCAGUGGAGGCAAAUAGAGUGAGUGAAGAGUGAAGAGCGAAGAGCGAAGGGGAAAGAGAAAAGAAAAAAUGAAACGGUUUUUCAAAGUGGUGGAGAAAGAUUCAGAUGGGUCUGUGAAGAAGCCAAGAGAGAAUGAUUCGGAGGCUGAAGAAAGUAAUGAGAAGAAGGAGCCGUUGAAGUUUAUGACUUGGAAUGCCAACAGCUUUCUCCUUCGAGUCAAAAACAACUGGCCCGACUUCACCAACCUCAUCACCACUUUUGAUCCUGAUCUCAUUGCCAUACAGGAAGUGCGGAUGCCUGCUGCUGGUGCCAAGGGCGCGUCUAAAAUUCAGGGAGAAAUAAAAGACGAUACAAGCGCGGCCAGGGAAGAAAAGAAGAUUUUGACACGUGCACUUUCUGCUCCACCUUUUGGGAACUAUCACGUUUGGUGGUCUCUUGCAGAUUCAAAGUAUGCAGGGACAGCACUACUGGUGAAAAAAUGCUUCAAGCCAAAAAGUGUUGUUUUCAAUCUUGAUAAAUUAGCUUCAAAGCAUGAACCAGAUGGUCGAGUAAUCCUAGUUGAAUUUGAAACACUUCGUUUAUUGAAUACAUAUGUACCAAAUAAUGGAUGGAAAGAGGAGGCAAACUCAUUUCAAAGGAGAAGAAAAUGGGACAAAAGGAUACUGGAAUUUGUUACACAAAGUUCAGACAAGCCUUUAAUAUGGUGUGGGGAUCUGAAUGUCAGCCAUGAAGAGAUCGAUGUGAGUCAUCCAGACUUUUUCAGUGUGGCAAAACUCAAUGGUUAUAUUCCUCCAAAUAAAGAGGACUGUGGGCAGCCUGGGUUUACCUUGUCUGAAAGAAAACGGUUUGGUACCAUUUUAAGAGAGGGGAAGCUGGUGGAUGCCUACAGAUUUCUGCAUGAAGAUAAGGACAUGGAGCGAGGUUUCUCAUGGUCUGGAAACCCAGUGGGAAGGUAUCGUGGAAAACGAAUGAGAAUAGACUACUUUUUAGUUUCAGAGAAGCUAAAAGAAAGGAUUGCUGCAUGUGAAAUGCGUGGACAUGGGAUAGAGUUAGAAGGUUUCUAUGGAAGUGAUCAUUGUCCAGUUACCUUGGAGCUCUCUCCUAGUUCUAACUCUCAAAAUGAGGAUCCAAUAUAAGAAGUGUUUAUGUUACAAAGCCACGGUCAUAAUUUUUUCUCUAUUGUCUGGACUCUGGAUGCUGAAUGUUUCCUUAAUGAAAAGUUAUUUUUCACCAUGUUUCUCUGGCACGAACUGGGUGUGUACUUACAAGUUACAUCCAACACUAACAAUACUAUGGUACCAUUGCAGCAAAUGGUGGCCACUCUAGAUAGCAUUAGAAGAAAACAAAGUAGUUGGGCUCAUCAAUUCGGUUGUCAUAUCGAAAUUAAAAUGAUGUGUGGGGGCAGCCUACAAAAUUAUAACUCGCUUGAUGCCGAGCAAAUUCUUUUAUGUCACUUGUCGCUUUCUAUUUCCUCCAUGUUUUUAAACCAAAAUCAUGUGGGUUUAGGCAAUUUUCAUCCCAGAAAUCUUUCUUUCUUUCA